[Candida] anglica is the source of this 850-nucleotide messenger RNA. Lineage: Eukaryota; Fungi; Ascomycota; Pichiomycetes; Serinales; Debaryomycetaceae. The record is from the annotation of a GenBank genome assembly.
AAUGAGUACGGAACAAGUCUCGAGAAGAAAUAGAGUGCCAGGCACGUUCCGUGAUGCUUGCAAAGAUGCAUACGUUCUAGUAAAUCAUUUCCUCAAUGACUCGCAACCCUGGGGUCGUUGUUCUUCUGACAAAUCAGAUUUUGAAUACAAUGACGAUUUGCGGGGGGCUGUCAAGGAAAAGGUGAAAAAGAGUUUAGAAGUACUUGAAUGUGCUAUAGAUAGACAUGGAUUAGAAGAAAUCGCAAUAUCAUAUAAUGGAGGCAAAGAUUGUCUAGUGAUGCUUAUUCUUAUCUUAGCCACCAUCUAUAAGAUGAAAUAUAUCUCCAGUGGUCUGCCGGAUGGUCCAACUGGAGUUGAAAGCAAAUUUGAUGACAAUUAUAAGCUUGAUGCCAUUUAUAUUAAUUCUGAAGUUCCAUUCCCACAAGUGUCGGAGUUCAUUGCAAACUCUACAUUACAAUACCAUUUGAAUGCAGUUGUUAUCAAAGACUCGUUGAAAGAAGGGUUUGAUACUUAUUUAAAAGCCAAGCCGGAGAUUAAGGCCAUAAUUGUAGGAAUACGCCGUUCAGAUCCGUAUGGAUCAACUCUUGAAUAUGAACAAGUAACUGAUCAUAAUUGGCCCAAAUUCUUGCGAAUUCACCCUAUCCUUCAUUGGGACUAUGUUCAUAUAUGGGAUUUUUUAAUCGGCUGUGAUUUAGAUUAUUGUCAAAUGUAUGAUUUAGGAUAUACAAGUAUAGGUGGGAUCAAUAACACUGUACCCAAUCCAUAUCUACAAAACGGGAAUUCGUAUCGCCCGGCGUAUACAUUACGAGAAGAUGCAGACAAUAGAGAAAGAUUGGGAAGAACCAAAUAA